AUGGGUUGCUGCUCGUCCGUGCCGUCGCAUGACGACGACCCUCAUCCACAUGAAGACAGUACCAUAACAGACGAUCGCACUACGCAAGCAACUCGUAUUGCCAGCACCUCCACCUCCACAACCACACAGACCAGCCGCCGCCGCGUGCGGCGCGCCCCUAAUCUCCCACUGAGCGAGCACUACAACGAACCCGUCCGCUUACACGUCUGGUAUAGCAAGCGGCGUACCUGGAACCGCACCGAUCUAGACCGUGAACGACGCGAGUUCUUCGAAACUCGAGUCACCGGCCGGCCCGAGGUAUGGGCCGCGCUAUCGACGGCGAUCACCCUCAUGCGUGGGGGUGAUCUAGCCACGGCGCAGAGCAUAGUUGAUGCGGCGGGCGUAACUAUUCCCACGGGCGAUCUUUGUGAGGGCUGCUAUGAUGAGCAGGGCGUGUUGUAUCGCCUGCCGCAGUGUAUCGUCAGUGAUCCGGAGAAUAUGGCUCAGACAACGUUGUCCUCUGCGAAUGAUAUUACUCGGGACGGUGGGGCGACGCAGGAGGAAGAGGAUACGGAGGCAUUGUCGGAUGGGAAACUAGCUACGGACGAUGCCUCGGGCGAUGAAUUGAUUAGGGAGGAUAUUGAGCGUCGCAGGGAUGAAAAGGGUAAAACUAGCGAGCGAGAUCUUAUUCGCGUCCAGGCCCGGUUGAGUGAUCGUGGUGGUCCCGAUUUGGUUCUAUCCAUAGGCAAGGGCCAGAGCGUUGGCUUUCUGGCCCGGAAGAUUCAGCAAGAGACCGGGAUUUCGAAUUAUCAACGGGUGCGCAUCGCCUAUCUGGGACGCAUGCUUAAAGAGCAUGAAUCUUUACUCGAUCAGGGUUGGCAGCAUGGUCAUGUUGUCAAUGCCCUAAUUGCUUCCCGGGGCUCUUUCUAA
Penicillium subrubescens is the source of this 909-nucleotide messenger RNA. Its product is annotated as ubiquitin domain-containing protein. The coding region runs from base 1 to 909 and encodes 302 amino acids. Gene Ontology annotation, molecular function: protein binding. The record is from RefSeq and is a predicted model, not a curated record. Lineage: Eukaryota; Fungi; Ascomycota; Eurotiomycetes; Eurotiales; Aspergillaceae. The transcript is spliced from 3 exons.